Pseudoliparis swirei is the source of this 3414-nucleotide messenger RNA. RefSeq names its product spindle and centriole associated protein 1 (gene spice1). NCBI's taxonomy places the organism in Eukaryota, Metazoa, Chordata, Actinopteri, Perciformes, Liparidae. The record is from RefSeq and is a predicted model, not a curated record. Gene Ontology annotation, biological process: mitotic spindle assembly; metaphase chromosome alignment; regulation of centriole replication. The coding region runs from base 132 to 2465 and encodes 777 amino acids. Gene Ontology annotation, cellular component: centrosome; centriole; spindle. The transcript is spliced from 18 exons.
ACGGUCUCACAACAAACUCAAGACGAGAUUUAGAUGCUAUUCUACUUUGUCAACCUCUGAGUUGUUGCUGCAAAGUUAUAGACAACCUGAGCUUUUAUUAUAUAAGUCAAAGUGGCUUCGUGACGUGUAACAUGUCGUUUGCGAGAGUUGGGCGUCCACAGCAACACACGAAAGGAAAACGGCCUGUUCGACUCAAGAAAGCAGCAGCUCUAAAAAAAGAUUGGGUGAGCACCGUCAAUGACCUGUCUGUGUACAAGCUGUCACCUGCAGAGCUGAGCCAUCGGCAUGAGAUUCACAAGUCCCACAACAAGGCAGCGGCUCAGUGGGAGCUGAGAGAAAAAGUCCUUCAACGCCGCUUCAGACACACUGGGAGCCCUGCCCCUCUCGACCACGCCAGCCUCAACAUCAUCAGGGAGGUGUUCUCUGACCAGCUGCUGCUUCAGGAUGUGCUGGCUCGCUCUGACCGAGCCAUGGCUGUUGUCAAAGACUUGUUUGGAGAUGCUCCUCGCAGGCAGGCUGGGCACCCCAGUGUGACGAAGGCUCCAAACUGUGACUCUGACUCAGGACUGCCUGUGCUCCGAAGACCAGAUCCUCCAACUCAGCUGUCAUUGCUCAGCCAAUCGAUGAUGGACCCACAGGCUCUUAAUGAAUUUGAAGCUUCAGAGGAAGACCCCAGUGAUGAAGAUACCUGUCCUACUGGCUGUUCAGAUCAUCAUGUCAUCCACAGGGCCAAUGUAAAAAAAAUGAAGGCACAGUCUCGGAUCAAACAGCGACAGAAAGUCCGUUGUCCCAACUUCGAGCAGGCAGUCGGGGAUAAUGAUCCCGUAACGCCCUGCACAUCAGGCAGAGCAUCAGCGCAAACAGCUCUCAAUGCCACGAUGACUGUUCAGCAUCUUCGAUCCAGACAGAGCCAGUCAGAGGAAGGCAUGGAGGAACCGUCAGUCCUGGUUUCUCAGGUCCUGAUCCCUGAGAUGCCUCUCAACCAAUCAGGCAGAAUCAGUAGUCGAACCAGCAGGAACAGGAAGUGUGUCUCUCAGAGAUCAGCGUUGGAUGGCUCUUCUGUGGCGUCCCUUAGUGGGGACCAGUCCAGUCUGGGCAUGUUGCAGACCAUGCUGGGUCAGGUGGAGGCCGACUUAGAUACUCUGAUUCCUGCCACUGUACCAGCUUCAGCACAGAGUCAGAAGAAGGACAACACUCAAGGCCUCACUGGAUUCUCUGUCGCCUUGGUCUCCACUCUGGGACGCUUAGUGCAUCUCCUCAAACAGCGGGAAGAGGAAGCUCAGGAAGAGGCUCGUGACAGGAGGAUACUGGAGGAGGUGUUGCGAGAGCAGCGCCGGCUGAUUGAUGCGCUCACUGCUGAGACGAUGACUCUGAGAGAAGAGGCCGCCGCCCUGCAGGAUGGGCUGCAGCAGCGGACAGCAGAGGUGGAGCAGAAGUUGGACACAGUGGUGUUGUUGAUGGGGGGACUUGGACUACUGGAGGCCCACAUUGAGCCACCCCAGGACUCUGACGCCAAAGCCGCAUGUUCAUACACAGUGUGUCAGUCAGCACAAGUUGCUGAGCGAGAUCCUGAACAACGACAAGUCUCUGAGGUCUCUUCUGCGGUCUUGCUCUCCCCCCCUCAACAGAGAGACAACUGGCAACAAACUCCUGUAACUCACCCUGUACCGCUGCAGCAGGAACCUCCUCCUGGAGAUAUCCUGCGUUCCCGUGACAACGUCCACUCCCACAGCUCAGCCUCGAGCCUCACCAGCCUUCCUCUCACCAGCCUCCCCUCUUCUUCCUCAAUAUCACUGACCUGUGACCCUCUCAGGUCACAGCUCUCUCCAGAGGCCAUGCUGGCAGAGAUCGCUCAGCUGAACAGACAGAACGACCUGAUCAGGGCCCAGCUGAGCCAGGCUAAGCGCCUUGGGUCAGAGGUCGGAGACUCAUCUGACAGUAGCAAAGAGCAGAGGAGGUUGAGCUCCAGCAGCACAGGGAGAGUCACACCCAUGAGUGUUGGGGAGAGGAGGAUAUCAGCAUCCAGCAGCACAGGGAGAAGGAGUCUGCCGGUCCAGGCUGCUGAAGGAGAGCAGUUAACGAAUCAGGCAACAUCACCCAACACCCUCCACAUGAGCAGCGUGGAGCAGCGCCUCCUGGAGCUGAACAGGCAGAGUGCAGCGGCGAGGGGACGCCUGCUGGAGCUUAUUGAGCAACAGAAACAAAAUGUUAUCGCCAAAGUUUCUCCCUCUAAUUCCCCCAUCCCUCCCUCGGCCUUCAGCCCACAUUCUCCAGCUGCAGGAGGAAGUCCUGAGGUGUCGCUGCUGCUGCCUGAACAGAAGCUCCCGUCACAGACUGGUGGUGGUGAGAGACGAUCUGCUGGUUCUGUAGUGUCUUCUCACAGUCUUGGCGGAGAAAAGAGGGAUGGCAAAACACAGAUGGAGAAACAAGAGGGGUGGUUUGCCUUGUCCGCUCAUGUGAGAUGACAAGAGGAGUAAUUAUUCAACCCAAGUUGCUAGUAUUCUAUUCUAUACAUACAUUUUAUUUAAAUGACUGAAUUAAACGUGUUUUAAAAUUAACUUUGUGUGUUGUUUGUCCCCACUGUUUCGUAGCGCACAUUGUUACUUCACAGGAAUCGAGAAAUCUGUGUGUCAUAGAUGCUUGUUUAUUUGUUUACUUUGUAAUCCUUCACCAAUACAAGUGUUAGUUUAUGAGAUUGAAGUCAAUCAAAUUCCUCUGUUUCUUGUUUGUGGGCAGUUGCCUCUCCAAAAGCUGCUCCUAAAACAUCAGAUCCUGCAUGACGGUCCAAGCUAAGCGUCGUGAGUCGUUCUUCGUGGUUUGGUUUACUUAUGGUCUGCUUUCAUGUCUUUGAGGCGUGUUUUGAUAUCAUAGUAUGUUUGUGACGAACUUGUAUUUUUCAAAGGGAGAAGGGAAUUGCAAUUCCAAUAAGUCACAAAGAAAUAGGAUCAAGAGUGAGAGAGGAGGAAAAAGAGUUGCUUCAAACCACUUGGUCUAAAUAUGGCCUCUAGCUAUUUAUGUUACAUACACACAAACAAUUAUUUUUCUUUUCUCCGAAUCAAAUCCAAAGUCUAUGUUUACCUCGACUUCUGUGAUCCUUACAAUCAUCUCUUAUUUUCUUAGAUUUGUUUGUUCUUGUAAAUUUAUACAGACAGUUUAUUUCAACUGUGAUUUCUUUUGGGCAAAAAUAUGAAACAAUUGGCUCAUUCAGUGUUUUUCUCUUCCCCCCCUCCAUUCUCAAUCCAAGACGAAAACUCGUGUCUUGCUUUUUCACAUGAUUACUUUCUAAGUAUUACUUUCAGAGAUCUAAGGAGGAGGAACUGGUGAUGUCAACAGGGCCCUCGCACCGACCACGCCAGGUCCACUUCACGUGUCGUCAAUCUAAAGAUCUUUGGGAUUAAAAAUUAUCAAAAGCUU